ACCGUCGUUCGACCCCAUGGAUCAACAUCCGGUAAAUGUGAAAGCAUGAAAAUGUACAGAAGACAGCUUCGCUUGCUUAGAAACAUACUAUAUCUCAGGGAAAAUUCACGUGUGAAAGUAAAUGAAGCAAGACAAGUUCACGGUUUUGGUGAUAGCAGGGGUGGAGAUGGUGGACACAGUGAUGAUAUGGCAUUUGAUGCUAAUAUUCGCGAUAAGACCGUUUCCACUAAAGAAGUGAUAUCGGAUAAGAGAAUAAAAAGAAAAGCAUUUGUAAAUGCCAGAUUCCCUAUUUUAUUAUUUCCCGGACAAGGAAGCCAAUUUGUCGGCAUGGGUAAGAAAGCUCUACAUUACCCGGGAGUCAAAGAAAUGUAUGAAGAGAUCAGUGAACACUUCAGGAAGGACAUUCUGAAGCUCUGUUUACUUGGUCCAAAGGAGGAGCUUGAUAAAACAAUCAACUGCCAGCCUGCAGUUUUUAUUACAUCAUUAGCUGCUGUUGAAAUGAUGAAAGAACUGUAUCCUGAGAUAUUGGAAGGACCAACAUGCAUGGCAGGUUACAGUCUUGGUGAAAUCACAGCUUGUGUCUGUGCUGGAGUCCUGUCAUUUACUGAUGCACUGACCCUACUGAAUACCCGUGCCUAUAGCAUGCAAGAGGCGUCAGAGGAAGUGGGUAGUGGAAUGCUGACCAUGACUAUCUCUCAUCAAUCCAAGCUGGGUCUGGCAAAGGAAGCUGCCAUGAAGUUCUGCAAGUCAGAGUGUGGCAUCCUCAACCCAGUGGUGCAGACCGCCAGUUAUCUAACUCCCUACCACAAAGUGGUGGCUGGACAUAAUGAGGCUUUAGAUUUUAUAUCAGAUACAUCUCAACAGUUUGGGUUGAAAGGAUGUAAAAGACUUCCAGUCAGUGGUGCAUUCCAUACAAUGUUAAUGGACUCUGCUAGGAAGGAGAUGUACUCGACCAUCAAAAAUAUUGACGUCACAACCAAAACAAAACACAGAGUUUAUUAUAAUGUAACUGGGAAAACAACCAGUCAGGAAAAUUUCGUCAAGAAAAACUUGUGUGAACAGUUGGUUCAUCCAAUCAAGUGGGAGCAGGCAAUGCAGAGUAUAUAUGGGAGGCCCCUAGGGGAGGAGUUUCCUCAAACGUAUGAAGUGGGACCAGGGGGGCAACUUGGGUAUAUUCUUAGACUGAUCAAUAAAAAGGCUUACUCUAAUUACCGUCGGAUAGAAGUGUGAAUAAAUCACUACAAUCAC
Molecule: messenger RNA, 1248 nt
Organism: Magallana angulata
Lineage: Eukaryota; Metazoa; Mollusca; Bivalvia; Ostreida; Ostreidae
Product: malonyl-CoA-acyl carrier protein transacylase, mitochondrial-like
Exons: 4
Coding region: 46-1230 (394 amino acids)
Molecular function (GO): transferase activity
Source: RefSeq, a predicted model, not a curated record